Messenger RNA from Sinocyclocheilus grahami, 717 nucleotides. RefSeq names its product pro-opiomelanocortin B-like. The transcript has 2 exons. Gene Ontology annotation, biological process: neuropeptide signaling pathway. The coding region runs from base 20 to 658 and encodes 212 amino acids. Lineage: Eukaryota; Metazoa; Chordata; Actinopteri; Cypriniformes; Cyprinidae. Gene Ontology annotation, cellular component: extracellular region. The record is from RefSeq and is a predicted model, not a curated record. Gene Ontology annotation, molecular function: neuropeptide hormone activity.
UCUUGUUUCUUGUUUUCAGAUGCUCGGUCCUUCCUGGCUUUUGGCUGCAGCAGUCUUGUGUUUUCACAGUCCAUAUGCAGAUGGCCGCUGCUUGGAUUUGAUAGACUGCACGGGCCUUAAAACUAAUGAACAAAAACUGCAGUGUAUCAGGCAGUGCAGAUCAGCGCAAGAAUCCUCCAAUUACGGGAGAGUUUCUUCAUCUGAACAGCAGAACAGUGAAGAAGAGAGCCUGAGUUUGGGUUUGCUCUUAUCGGCUCUGUCUCCUGAUUCAACUGAGCUCAGAGACGCUACUGGAGAAGCCCCUCACAACGACGAGAGGAGGUCUUACUCCAUGGAGCACUUCCGCUGGGGCAAACCCAUGGGCCCCAAACGCCGACCCGUCAAAGUCUUGACAAGUGGCGCCCUGGAGGUGGAGGAGCCUGAGGAGUCGGCGAGAAGCAUCCGCGUGGAACGAGGGCAGAACGGCACGCUGGACGUUCAGCAGAGGAACAACGCAAAGAGCAACGGGAAGUAUCGCAUGACCCAUUUCCGCUGGAACACCCCACCUGACAAGCGCUACGGAGGCUUCUUGAGGCCGUAUUCAGAUCAAUCCCAUAAACCCCUGCCCAUGCUCAUACGAAACGUCAUUGUUAAAGACGCACAGCAGUUCAGAGAUUAAAAGAGGAGAGAAUGGACAGAAUUUUUGGUGUCAAAACAUUUAAAUGUGUAACAUGUAAC